Vicia villosa (hairy vetch) is the source of this 5340-nucleotide messenger RNA. RefSeq lists its product as uncharacterized. The transcript is spliced from 2 exons. Bases 1 to 5340 code for a protein of 1779 amino acids. Gene Ontology annotation, molecular function: RNA-DNA hybrid ribonuclease activity; nucleic acid binding. Lineage: Eukaryota; Viridiplantae; Streptophyta; Magnoliopsida; Fabales; Fabaceae. The record is from RefSeq and is a predicted model, not a curated record.
AUGGAUCCCUCUCUUCUAUUUCCUGAAACACAUCUCCAACCUUUGCCUUCGGAUUCGUCUUCUAAGAAGGUCACGCCUCAUCCUCAAGGGAAGUCUUUUGCCUCAGCGGUUGCAAACAGUGUUUGUGAUAUUCCUCUUAGUCAGCUCCCCAUCCCUUGUCUUAAAGGGGACAGGCUUGCUAUUACGAUUCCAGAAGAUGAAUACAAACUGGGGGUGGAUGCUUGCAAACAUCAUCUUCAUGGAAGGGUUGUCUGGUCUAAGGGAGCUCCUCCAUUGACCGUGGUUAAUCUGAAAAACAAGUUAAUGCAACUUUGGCCAUCGAUUGGGAAAUGGGGUGUAACUUCCUUGGGAAAGGGUUUCUUUGAGUUCUCCUUCUCCUCCUUGGAGGAUGUUCAAAGGGUGCGAUCGGUUAAUGCCUGGUCAAUUCCUCAAGGAGUGCUCAAGUUGUUCCCCUGGACCAAGGAUUUUGUUCCAUCCACUUUAAAACAGACCUCUGCCCAGGUCUGGAUACGAAUCCAUGGCUUAUCUCAGGAGUAUUGGAGACCUCGUAUCCUUUUUGCCAUAGCUAGCAGCAUCGGAACACCCAUCUGUAUUGAUUCCGCAUCCAAUAUGUCUGCUUUUGACAGGCCUUUUGGACAUUUUGUAAGGGUGCUGGUUGAUUUAGAUCUUACUAAAGACCUAAGUCACAAAAUUCUUGUUGAAAGGGUGGGCUUUGCCUUCUUUGUCGAUAUUGAGUAUGAAAAAAUCCCGGAGUUCUGCUCAUAUUGUUCAUGUAUUGGUCACUCUGUGGCUAAUUGCAAAAAGAAAGAGAUGAACCAAGGUAAGGGUAAAGUUUACCUUGCCAAAACUGAUAAAGCUUCGAAUGUUUCUGCAGGAAAAACACCUCCCAUGGAUGAAGGCAAAAGCCAGAAGGACAAGAGUCAAGGGCCUGAGCAGAACACAAAUGAUGAAGUCAAUGAAGAGGAUUUGAAUUCUGAUCCUGUCCUCUUGGAAGUGAUAAAAGAGAAUGCUAUUGUUCCUGUAUCUCAGAAUAAUAUUGAACAGUCUAAUUCUGAUGUUCAUAUUGAUGUCACACAAAUGAUUGACCUUGUCCCUGAAACUCAAGUGAAUCAGCUGGAAAAUAACAUGGUGAAAGAAUUUCUUCAAAAUUCUUGGGAUAAUAUGGCUGAUGGUAUUAGUGACGAGGAGCUUGGUUCUGACUGCAUCCCUGAAAAGGAGUUCCAGCAGAUCCUCUUUUGGAACAUUAGAGGCAUUGCUAAUAAGGCCUCUAGGUUGGCCCUUAAGAAUUUAAUUCAGAAUAAUCACCCUAACUUAGUUUGUAUAGCUGGGCCUUGGAUGGACUUUGAGAAAUUUCCUCAAAGAUGGCUUCAUAGGCUUGAUUUCAAGGAUUUUGCUUUUAAUAAGAGAGACAAUCUCUUGCCUAAUCUAUGGUGUUUUUGCAAAUCCAACUUAAACCCUAAUGUCCUUGAAAUUGAUGAUCAACAUAUUAGUUUCACUUUAAAUGUCUCUAACAAUAUCAUGGGUUUCUCCGUGGUUUAUGCUUCCACUAGCUAUGUGAUUAGAAGGAAUCUCUGGAAUGCCCUGAAGCAGACUCCUACUGGUGUUCCUUGGUGCUAUAUUGGUGACUUCAAUGCCAUCAUUAGUGCUGAGGAGCAUAAAGGUAGGUGUGCUCCUGCCAAGGUGCCUAUGGCAGAUUUCUUUAACUGGUCUAAUAAUCUUAAUCUCAUACAUUUGCCUACUACUGGUAAUCAAUUCUCUUGGAAUAAUGGUAGAAAAGGCCUUUGCUUGACUGAAAAGAGGCUGGACAGAUCCAUUUGUAACAUGGAUUUGUUGAACAAUUGUAAUUUAGUUGUUUGCAACACCCUUACCAAAAUAAGAUCUGAUCAUUUUCCUAUUAUGCUAACUUGUGAUUUUGAAAAGGUGCACUACAGUUCUCAGUUCAGGUUUCUAAAAAUGUGGACCUCCAGCAUGGAGUGCCUUCAGGUGGUCAAGGAUUCUUGGAGCACCAAUCUUGUGGGAUGCCCUAUGUUCAUCCUUGAUAAAAAGCUAAAAAUUCUGAAAAACAACUUGAAGGUUUGGAACAGAAAUAAUUUUGGUGAUGUCAAGGUCAAGGUCAAGAAUGCAGAGGCACACCUUCAGAAUAUUCAAAUGGAAAUUGCAAAUUCUGGCUACACUGAUGACUUAAAGGAAAAGGAAACCAAAGCUCAAUAUGAUAUGGAGGCUGCUUUGAAUAUUGAAGAGGAAUUUUGGAAAGAGAAGGCUAGAAUCAAAUGGCAAAGUGAUGGUGACAGGAACACCAAGUUCUUCCAUACUUAUGCCAAUAUAAAGAGGAAAACAAAUCUUAUCUCCUCCCUAAGGAUCAAUGACUCCAUUGUCACUGACAAGAAUUCCCUGGAGAAUCAUAUUGUGGAGCAUUUUCAAAAUCUUUUCAAUAACAAUGCUGUUCUUCAAGAGGACAGCUCUCUGCAUAAUGUGAUCCCUAACAUGAUCUCUGACCAAACCAAUGCCCUGCUCACUAUGGUUCCUACUGAAGAUGAAAUCAAGCAUUCUGUGUUUAGCCUCAAAGCUGACUCUGCUCCUGGCCCUGAUGGUUUUGGUGGUUCUUUCUAUCAUCACUAUUGGGAUAUUAUUAAAGGAGAUGUUACUAACGCUGUGUCUCAAUUUUUUCUGCAUGGUUGGAUUCCAAAGGGCUACAAUGCUAAUUCAAUUGUACUCAUUCCUAAAUCUAAGGAUGCUGAAACCUUGAGUGACUACAGACCUAUUGCCCUUGCUAAUUUCAAGUUCAAGAUCAUCACCAAAAUUCUGGCUGACAGGCUUGCUUCCCUUCUUCCUUCUUUGAUUUCUUUUGAGCAAAAAGGGUUUAUUAAGGGCAGAAAUAUCAGGGAUGGCAUUUGCCUAACCUCUGAAGCUAUUAAUUUGCUUAAUAACAAGAGCUUCAGUGGUAACAUAGCUUUGAAAAUUGAUAUAACCAAAGCCUUUGACUCUAUUAGUUGGAAGUUUAUUCUUAAAACUCUUAAUAGCUUUGGCUUUAGUAGUAUUUUCUGCAAUUGGAUAUCUAUAAUCCUUCAUUCUGCUACCCUUUCCAUUAACUUCAAUGGUAAAUUGACUGGCUACUUUAGUUGCUCGAAUGGGGUGAGACAAGGAGAUCCCUUGUCUCCCUUGCUUUUUUGCUUGGCUCAAGAGGUGCUUAGUAGAAACAUAACCUCUUUGGUUAGUAGCAAUCAAUUCAAUAGGAUUCAAGCUACUAGGAAUUGUUUUGUUGAUUCACACACCAUGUAUGCUGAUGAUAUAAUGAUAUUCUGUAGAGGUGAUCAGAAAUCCUUGUCUAAUAUUUCCAAUCUGCUCAAUACUUAUGCUGAGCACUCAGGUCAGUUUUGUAGUAAACAUAAAAGUCUCAUAUAUGCUGGGGGGAUGUCUAGCUCUAGGCAUAAAAUUCUGGCUGAUAUUAUUGGUUUUAAAAUGGCUUACCCUCCUCUAUUAUAUCUUGGUGCUCCUAUAUUUAUUGGUAAGCCCAAGGCAUCUCAUUUUCUUUUCUUGGCUGACAAGAUCAAAUUAAAACUGGCAGCUUGGAAGGGUAGUAUGUUGACCAUGGCUGGGAGAGUCCAGCUUGUAAAAGCAGUUAUUCAUAGCAUGUUGAUUCAUUGUAUGACUGUCUACUACUGGCCCUCAAGCAUUAUAAAACUCAUUGAUAAAUGGAUUAGAAACUCCAUAUGGAGUGGGAAUAUGGAUAAGAAGAAGCUUGUCACUGUCAAGUGGAAGACUUGCUGCACUGGCUACAAGGAGGGGGGUCUGGGCCUGAAGUCCAUUAAAAUAUUCAAUGAUGCCACCUGCUUGACUCUUGGCUGGAGCUUUCUUCAGAAUCAACACAGCUGGGCCUCUGUGCUGGCUGCUAGAGUUAGAAGGAAAAACAGAUUCAUUAAUUACUCUAUCAAAUCAUCUAUUUGGAGCAGCAUUAAAGGCAACUUAUCCAUGAUCACUGACAACUGCCAAUGGCUGAUAGGAGAUGGAAGCAACAUUAAUUUCUGGCUGGAUAACUGGUACGGGGAACCCCUUGUUGAUGUGUUUAAAAUCCCGAGUGUUUUUCAUCAAUCUCUUCAGGUGAAGGUGAAAGACUGGUUCACUAAUGGCAGUUGGGUAAUUCCUGGAAAUGUGCUCACUGCAUUCCCCGAGCUUAUCAAUAUCACAUCUAAGAUUUCUUCUACUGCUGAGAAAGAUACUCUUAUUUGGAGGGCUGCUGAGGAUGGUAUGCUAACUGUCAAGCUUGCUUAUGACUCCAUCUUAAAGCCUCAUCACUCUCAGAAAUGGCUCUCUUUCCCUUGGCAUCGUGAUAUUCCUCCUUCUCAAUCCAUGGUUGUUUGGAGACUGAUUCACAAGAAAAUGCCCUCUGAUGACAAUCUCAAGAUUAGGGGCCUAUCUUUCCCUUCCAUGUGCUCUCUGUGUAAGUCUUCUGAAGAGAGUGCCUUUCACAUUUUUUUUGACUGUACUUAUGCGAAGAAGCUUUGGAAAUGUUUGGCUGUCAAGUUGCAAUUUCAUAGCUUUCACAACUUUGAAGACUGUCUGAAUUGGAUUCAAAGGAGCUGGUCGAACCAAGCCAAGGUGGUAUCUUUUGCCAUCAUUAUUAACAUGAUACACCAUAUAUGGAAAGCUAGGAAUUCUGCCAGGUUUGAGGACACUCAAAUAUCUUUUGAAAGAUGUUGCUCUAAUGUUACCACUGCAGUGAGAUUAAUAGGGAAUUCUUCUACCAAUUGCUCCAAUUCUGAUAUGGAUAGUUUCCUGCUCCUCAAGUCUUUUGACAUCAACAUUCGCCCGAGGAAGCCUUCUUGUACGGUGGAAGUUAUCUGGUGCCCUCCUCCUCUUGGUUGGGUAAAAUGCAACAUUGAUGGUCUGGCCAAAGGCUCUCCUAUGCUUAGUUCCUGCGGAGGUAUCUUUCGCAACCAUAAUGCGGAUCACUUGGGAAGCUUUUGCGAGUUUUUGGGUGAUGGUAACUCGGUAUCAGCGGAGCUUUGUGCAGCUAUGCUUGCUAUUGAAAAAGCUUGUGUCUUUAAUUGGAAGAAGUUGUGGCUAGAAACCGACUGCACUGUAGUGGUUCAAGCUUUUUCCAAUCCCAAUCUCGUUCCUUGGAAAAUCAAGGCUCGUUGGCUUAAGUGUCGUGCGUAUACUUUAGAGAUGGAUUUCAUGAUCACGCACAUCUACCGUGAAGCCAAUUUUUGUGCCAAUUUUAUGGCUAACCUUGGUUUACUUUAUAUGAAUUUUACUUGGUUUUCUUCUUUACAUUAUGGUCUUGUUAGCAAUUUUUUGUUGGACAAAGAAGGCACCCCUAGAGUAAGAUUUUGUAUCUAA